AGAGAGAGCGUGAGCAGGGGAGGGGCAGAGAGAGAGGGAGACACAGAAUCUGAAGCAGGCUCUAGGCUCUGAACUGUCAGCACAGAGCCUGAUGUGGGGCUCAAACUCAGGAACCAUGAGAUCAUGACCCCAGCUGAAGUCAGACACCCACUGACUAAGCCACCCAGGAGCCCCGAACUUGUGUUGUUUCAUAUUUCCUGAGCUCAGAGUUUCAGAGGACUUUUCUAUCCUAAAGAAUGUUGGUUCCCACAGUGGACUUCCCAUCUUGUGCAUCUGUGCCCCAGCCUUCCAGCCACUAUGGGUAGAGAGAGAAAACAAUCCUUCCUACCUUAAAUUUUUGUUUUAUUUUGAAGAGAAUCCAAAAUAGGUUGGGUACCAUGCCUCCUUGUCCUUGAUAGAGUUGUGUGUAUUGUUGAUGUCAAUUAAAAGGGCGAUAACAGGAGCACAUUCUUUUUGGCAUAACGAGGCCAUAACUUACACAAAGAAUUCACCAAACAAAGACAGUAGGUCCAUGAGUGAGCCUGUUUUAAUUGAAUUGGUAUUUAUACAAGGUGACACCCUCUUUCACACCACCCACCUCCUCCCUGGGUGACUCAGCCACUGAGGGAGAAGCCUCUGAACUGUUCAUUAACACAGUCAAGUAGAGGUGGAAACAACAUUCAUUAAAACUCCAGGUACACAUUAGUUUCAGCAAGAUCCACCUGAGGAACUGAAGGCAGUUCAGAUACAAAGUCCCGGUUUUCUGCCCAAGAGAGAUCCUUCCUGGAAGGCAGCAUGUCAAAUUUUACCUUGAGAAAAAUGUCUCCCACAGGAAAUGAUAUGAAGAGUACCACGCAGGGGACCACACUGAGGCAACAGGGUUUCCACGAGGUGAACAAAAGAAGGAAUUUCUUGCAGGAUAACAGCUGGAUCAAAAACCGUCCUGAAGAAGAAAAAGAUGAAAAUUAUGGUAGGGUGGUGCUCAGUCGACAUAACUCCCAUGAUGCCUUGGACAGGAAGGCAAAUGAGAGAGAUGAGCCAAAAGCUACAAUUAGUCGGUACAGAUCUGAUGACACUUUAGACAGGAUCUCAGACAGAAAUGAUGCCACUAACACAUAUAAGGCCAAUACCUUGGAUAACCGACUAACCAAUAGAAACACGUCCACGUUUCGAUCACCAGAAGCAGCAAAGACGCAAACUGGAGGUUCGUUCAGUGGAAACACCACCAACCCCCCGGCUCCUGCCUCUGCUACAACUCCUGUAAAGAAAAAGAGACAGUCCUGGUUUCCGCCACCUCCUCCUGGUUGCAGUGCCACUCCAAGCAUGGGAGCGAGCAGAAGGGAACCAACUGUUCGCCCUCCAAUACCUCCAAAGCCCGUUUCUCCUGUUUCAUCUCCUAACCAGCAGAGACGGGAGAAUAGGCAGAUAUGUCCACAUAAACCAGGUGUAUAUACAGAAGCCAACAGAUCUGCUGAAAGAAAUAUAAGGAGUCAGGAUCUCGAGAACAUAGUCAAAGUGGCCACUUCACUUCAGAAAACUAACAGGGGUGAAGAAUUGGAUAAUAUCAUCAAAAUGAACAAAAGCUUGAAUAGAAAUCAAGGUCUUGACGGUCUCUUCAGAGCAAAUCCUAAGGCAGAUCAAACAGAGAAAAGAGCCAAGAGCCUUGAAAAUCUCAUUUUUACGAGUGCCCGAACAGACAAAGAUGACAAAGGAAACCGAACUCCUGACAGUUUUAUUAAAGAAAAUCCCGCAAUAGUCAAGAAUGAUGAAAGAAACCAAGGCCUUGGAAGUCUUAUUAAAGUUAAUCAGAGGACUGAAAAAAAUGAGAAAGGAGGUAAAGACCUGGAUAAUGUUAUCAAAGUGAAUCCCAAAGGAAGGGAAAAUGCCACUGGAAAACAAGACUUCAAUGGAUUUAUUAAAGCAAAUCCUGAAACAAAUAAAAAUAUCAAGAGGGGCCAGAGCCUUGACAAUCUCAUCAACGUGACCCCUGAAGUAAACAGAAGUAAUGCAGGUUCCAAAGAUCUUGAUAACCUCAUCAAAGUGGUUCCGAGAACAGGACAAAGUAUGCAAGGGGGCCACAGUCUUGACAGUCUCAUCAAAGUGGCUCCUGAAACAAACAGAACUAACCAAAGCAGUAAAGCAAGUCUUGAUGAACUUAUUAAUGUAGGCCCCAAAGCUGUCAAAAACAUGACUGGAAAUCGAGAUCUUGAUAAGCUCAUCAGAGUGAGUCCUGAAACUCUCACCAACAACCGAAGAAACCAGGAUCUGGAUAACCUCAUCAAAGUGAGUCCUGCAGUGACCAGAAGCAGUCAGAGUGAAGGCUUGGACAGUCUCAUUAAAGUGAAAUCUUCAGGUCUCAAAAACACUGAGCGUGACCAAGACCUGAAAAAUUUAAUUGAAGCAAAUUCUAAUGUCUCUGAAAAUAAAAAUGGAAGGCUAGACAGCCAAGUCGGUGGAUCCACUGAUGCUAUAAACAUCCAGUUUACUAGAACUCCUGCCCAUUCUUAUGAAGCCAGGAAGAAUCACAGCUCCAAUGCUGAAACCAGGCAUGCAGGACCAAAGGAUACUGUGGUAUACACAAGGACCUAUGUGGAGAACAGUAAAUUACUGAAGGAUGGAUAUCAGGAGAAUAUCUCUGGAAAAUACAUACAAACUGUUUAUUCAACUUCAGAUAGGUCUGUCAUCGAAAGAGAAAUGUGCACUUACUGCCGGCAACCACUGGGCACAGACACUAAAAUGAUUUUAGAUGAAUUACAAAUUUGCUGCCAUUCUACUUGCUUCAAGUGUGAAAUAUGCAAACAGCCUUUGGAAAACCUACAAGCGGGUGACAGUAUUUGGAUUUAUAGACAGACAAUACACUGUGAGCCUUGUUACUCUAAAGUUAUAGCAAAGUGGAUUCAAUAAUUCUGGCACAUGGAAAUCAAGAUAAAAGCAUUUAUCAGGAUGUUAAAAUUUUAUUUUAAGAAUAUGUAAUCUAGAAAAGCUUUCACACUGAAGAUUGACUCUUGUAUACAACUAACAAUUCUGCUAUUGCAUAAAUAAUCUGAUUGCCUUCCAUAAAGUCAUAUACAUAAAGGAAACCAUCUAAUAUCUGGCUAGAGUUAGCCAUGAGAAAUUCAAGUGGUUCCAGUUACCAAUGUCAAAGGGAUGAUGCUUCUCAUGGCAGCGAGCUCUGUCAACACUAACUUGGUCCGUCUCUGCUCUGUAUGUGAGCUGUGCAUCGUGGUGACCAUAGUAGACAAGUUUCCCUUUUUGUCAUCUUUGUUUCCCUACAGACUUGAAUUUACAGAUAUUAUUGACAUCCUGAUGAACUGUCAAAAAAGCAAGAUAUGCAUGUAUAUCUUUCACAUGCAAAAGAAAUGUUGAUAGAAUUUUUUUUUUAAACAAAGUUUGGCGGAAAGGUGUUUCAUAUAAAGCUGUAUGGACCUCAGAGAAUCACUUGAUCUUUCCAGAAAAAAUUAUUUCUAAGGUCCCUUUCUGCUCCUCAGAUUAUCUGAUUCUAAAACACGUGUUGCUUGCUCUUUGAAAGUAUCUUUGAAUAUGUGUCUGUUAAGUAUAUUGAACUAAAUAGGGUAUCUAAACAAUUUAAUGUUAUCCUUCAAUUUACCACAGAAAUGAUUUUUAUAGAAUAUUUUAAAAACAAAAAACAUGGAUUUGUGGGUAAUGGGUAAAAUCUCAUGACAUGUAUAGUUUACAUAUUAUACCUUGUUAAAUUUUCUUUGCAUGCAUUUCAAAAUCUGGGUAUAUGAAUAAUUUCUGAGAAAUAAUGGUUAUAGAUUACAGAGACAUGCUCUUUGGCAUAUCACAUCUACUCAUAUUACAUAGCACUUUACAAUUACAGACAGCUUAUAAAUAAAAAUAAAAUGAACUACCAGUUACACAGGAUCUUUUUGUGAAGUGUCUAUAAAUAUCAUUCACUGACAUUGAUUUUGUCAAUUACAGAGAUCACAAUUUAUUAUAGACUAUGCCAUGCUAGUUAAUUUAAUUCUUUAGCUGCUUGAGCUAUAGCUUUCAGUUUUAAAGAGCUUUUUUCUCGAGGAAUUGAAAAUUCAAUAAUCAUAUGUGAGGAAUGAGUAUUAGUGUUAAAAUUGAGAAAUUGAACUUAUAAACUAUUUUAUAUGCACAUAGCAACUGCUUCUCAAAGGAAGGCACAUAGAACACUGAGGGGAGGGUGGAAUUUUAGGGAAGCUUAAGGUAGUUGUGAAACACUGCAUCAACUAGGGAGAAUAAAUGAUCAUCAUGUAUUUUCCGAGUGUUGAUAAAUUUAAAGAAUUAUUCUUCUGUAUAAUGAUUCCAAGCAUCUGUUCCUCUUAGGGCCUGGUCCACAAAGUGUUAAACACAAAACGCUUAUCAAAAUGCAGCAGCGUAUAAUUGUUGUCCUAUGGAGAAGAAGCCAGAAAAAAACAAUUAAUAAUAAUUUGAUAUUCAUUAAUUCAUGCUUGAUGAGAAGCAGUGGUAAUUGAGCCAUAUGUUUUAUUGUUCUUUUAUUACAUGCUAUCAAAGUGGAUCAAAAGAAAUAAUUUUCUUAGGGUUGAAAUUAGUGACAGAAAAGGAAGGAUGGAAUAGUAUCCCUGCCUUUUAUAUAAAGUGUAUUAACAUCUCAAUGCCUUUGUAGUAAUUAAAAAUCAUUUGAAUAUCA
Messenger RNA from Panthera uncia (snow leopard), 4618 nucleotides. RefSeq names its product sciellin (gene SCEL). Bases 775 to 2883 code for a protein of 702 amino acids. Gene Ontology annotation, cellular component: cytoplasm. NCBI's taxonomy places the organism in Eukaryota, Metazoa, Chordata, Mammalia, Carnivora, Felidae. The record is from RefSeq and is a predicted model, not a curated record. Gene Ontology annotation, biological process: epidermis development. The transcript is spliced from 33 exons.